Molecule: messenger RNA, 4543 nt
Organism: Gadus chalcogrammus (walleye pollock)
Lineage: Eukaryota; Metazoa; Chordata; Actinopteri; Gadiformes; Gadidae
Gene: slc2a6
Product: solute carrier family 2 member 6
Exons: 9
Coding region: 370-1869 (499 amino acids)
Biological process (GO): transmembrane transport
Cellular component (GO): membrane
Molecular function (GO): transmembrane transporter activity
Source: RefSeq, a predicted model, not a curated record
UUGCAAAACUCUGUCUAACCCCUACUAGGUUUAAGGUCUCUGUCGACAUCAUUCAAGUUCAUUCAUUCAUGUUUUAAAAAGGCGACAAUUUCCAUCAUGACGGACGUCGUGAUCGGACGAUGAAGGGGAGGGGGAAUGAGUUAGUGGUGAGUGUGGUCUGGUCUGCUGCACCCUUCAAAACCUCUUUUAAUGAGAUAUCUUUUCAUCAGUUGGGUAAUCCCAUUCGCAAAGUAGGCAUUUUUAUUCUCACAUCCAUGUGGCUCAGUGGUGGUCUAUAUAACCCCUGUAAGUUUCAUUCUGACAAAGAGGACCAGAAAAAGGACUGUCUGUUUCUGGUUUAAUAGGAACAUAUUGACAUCAGCCGUCAUUAUGGAUCGCCGGUCAAAGGCUGCCGCCUCGGAUGAGAACACUGCUCUGCUGGGCGGAGAACCGGGGACAGCUUCCCUGGUCAACAAUUCCCGACUGUUCCUGGCCGUCUUCUCCGUGGUCCUGGGCAACUUCAGCUUCGGCUACUCCCUGGUGUACGCCUCGCCGGUGCAGACCGCUCUCCAGGGGUCUGAGGACCCGCGGCUCCAGAUGGACUCCACGCAGUACGCCUGGUUCGGCUCCAUCUACUCCCUGGGCGCCGCCGCCGGCGGGCUGGGCACCAUGAUGCUCAACGACAUGAUCGGCCGCAAGAUGAGCAUCAUGACGUCGGCGCUGCCCUCCGCGGUCGGGUACAUGCUGAUGGGCGGAGCCUCAGACAGGUGGAUGCUCCUUUUAGGGCGUUUCCUGACGGGCGUCGCCGGGGGGAUGACUUCUGCCUCCAUACCAGUCUAUAUCUCAGAGAUCUCCCUCCCAGCGAUCAGAGGGGCCAUGGGUUCCUGCCCACAGAUCACUGCAGUGUGUGGGGCCUUGGUUCUCUACGCUCUGGGCACCAUUCUGCCCUGGCGCUGGCUGGCGGUGGCGGGAGGGGUCCCGGCGGUGGCCCUGGUGGUCCUGGUGGCCCUGAUGCCCUCCUCCCCCAGGAGGCUGCUCUCGCUGGGCCGGGAGGGGGAGGCGGAGGAGGCCCUGCGAUGGCUGAGGGGGCGGGACUACGACGUGCAGACGGAGCUCCGCGCUGUGCAGAACAGCAUCAGAUCCCAAAGGGGCGUCACCCUGAGGGAGUUGGCCACGCCCACGUACUACCGGCCCCUCCUCAUCUCCGUUGGGAUGCGAUUCCUGCAGCAGCUGUCGGGCAUCACUCCCACUCUGGUCUACAUGCAGUAUAUCUUAUCCACGAGCAAAGUAGCUCUGGAUCCCGGGAUCGCCACGGUCAUCGUCGGAGUCGUCCGCCUGUUCUCGGUCGCCAUAGCAGCCAGUUUGAUGGACAGGGCCGGACGUAAGGCCCUGCUGUACACCUCCAGCAUGCUGAUGAUCCUGUCCAGCCUGAGUCUCACCAUGUACUCCCACGCCAACGGGUGCACCCCCCCGCCGACCCCACCCAACGUCACCCACCUCCCCCAGCCCGGGUUCGACUCCCUCGGGGUCGCGCCCGCAGGCCUCAGCCUGGUGCCGCUCUUCCUCGUCAUCAUCUUCAUCUUCGGCUACGCCAUGGGCUGGGGACCAAUCACGUGGCUCCUGAUGGCGGAGGUGCUGCCCCUGGUGGCCCGGGGCGUGGCCUCGGGGCUGUGCGUGGCGGUCAGCUGGCUGACGGCCUUCGCAGUGACGCACCUCUUCAUGUCCCAGGCCGACAGGUACGGCCUGUACGUGCCGUACCUGUGCUUCACCGUGGUGUGUGUGUUCUGCCUGCUCUUCACGGCCGUGCGCGUCCCCGAGACGCGGGGGCGCACGCUGGAGGAGAUUGAGAACUUUUUCAGAACCGGACGCACUUUCACUAUCAGCAACUAGAGGUCCAGGGUUGGGUUCAUGAGACCUGUGAGCGUGAAUGAACAAUCACGUGCACACGCACACACGGAGGUCAAUGAUUGGUUGAGAUCGGGGCUUGGAAGUGUUUGAAAUGUAUGUUGUAUCUUACCCCAACUUGUAACUUACCUACUAACAGUCAAGUUGCAGGUGUUAUUUCCUGAAUCUUCUGGAAUUCUUAUCCUCAACGAAAAAGUGUCAGAAACCUGGCUAUAAAAGAUAUGUUCACCUGUUCUCCACUGUGCCUUUGACUUGAAACAGUUCUCUGUUAAAUAAUAUAAACAAAAAAUGAUCGUGGUCUGUACUACUUCCAAAAGUUAUUUUGCGAUGAUCAUGGUGUGCAGUACUUCAAUGAGUAGUGUUUGUGCUAUGAGGAUCAGAGGGAGCUGUGUUUAUAGUCUACACUUGAGUCUUCUCAAUACAACAAUAUCCAGAGCUCAGAGGAAGCUGUCGCAACAAACUCCACCUUGUCAUUACUAGGCAACAACAACUACUGAAAUUAGGGAACCUGCUUUUAACACAAAGUUUAAAGUUUAAAGGAAACGCCUUAAUGAGGGACAAACUGUAGUAAUGAUGACUCAACUGAAGGGUGUAAACGCAGGGAGUUUUAAUGUCUAAAGGCUGCUGAAAGUGCAUCGGCUGAGAACUUGUUUAGCAGACCUAGGCCUGCUGGCUUUAAGGGCGUAUGGGCGUAGCUUCAGAACAUUUAGAAGAAUGGGUUGCCUGACGAUCAAGGGGAACCUUUUGGAUGGGAGUCUGAAUCUACAGUCAGACUACUGGAAUCAAAGGCUGAGGGACUGUCUGACGGAUGACGGAGGGGGCCGGUGUGAGGCAGCCGCACCCGGCCCGGGUCAGGGUGGAGGCAGCACGUCUGGUGUCCGUCGAAGGAUCCGUGUGCACAGGUUAAACCAGCCAUCAACGCACACACUCAGAGAGAGAUCCCCUGCACAGCCACGUGGAGCACCAGCACCAAGUCUUUAUCUACAGUCUUCUAACAAUAAACUGGCUUUCAACAUCCCCGCCUGAGGCCUUUGUCUGAUGGAGCCCAACAAAAGCCCCCUAGGUGGCGUGUUGUAGCCCGUAGGUGGCGUGUUGUAGCCCGUAGGUGGCGUGUUGUAGCCCCUAGGUGGCGUGUUGUAGCCCUAGGUGGCGUGUUGUAGCCCCACGGUGGCGUGUUGUAGCCCCUAGGUGGCGUGUUGUAGCCCGUAGGUGGCGUGUUGUAGCCCCUAGGUGGCGUGUUGUAGCCCCACGGUGGCGUGUUGUAGCCCCACGGUGGCGUGUUGUAGCCCCACGGUGGCGUGUUGUAGCCCCUAGGUGGCGUGUUGUAGCCCCUGGGUGGCGUGUUGUAGCCCCUGGGUGGCGUGUUGUAGCCCCUGGGUGGCGUGUUGUAGCCCCACGGUGGCGUGUUGUAGCCCCUAGGUGGCGUGUUGUAGCCCCUGGGUGGCGUGUUGUAGCCCCUGGGUGGCGUGUUGUAGCCCCUGGGUGGCGUGUUGUAGCCCCUAGGUGGCGUGUUGUAGCCCCACGGUGGCGUGUUGUAGCCCCUAGGUGGCGUGUUGUAGCCCCUAGGUGGCGUGUUGUAGCCCCACGGUGGCGUGUUGUAGCCCCACGGUGGCGUGUUGUAGCCCCACGGUGGCGUGUUGUAGCCCCACGGUGGCGUGUUGUAGCCCCACGGUGGCGUGUUGUAGCCCCACGGUGGCGUGUAGCACUAGCCUUGCUAUUUACAGAAACCAAGAUCUCCCUGGAAGUUUUCAGACUUUCUUUACCAACUAAUUUGACGUACGUUCAUAUCGUACUGGACACAGCAACAAUAGUAACCUAUCUUUACCUGCACAUCACAUCAUCAAUUGAAUAUGUCUUGUAGAGUCCAUGCAUUAUGGGAUGUCUUACCUCCCCCAUUAAAAUCCAUAUAAUCCCACUAACUCUUUAAAAAGCAGCUUAAAAAAUAUCUUAUCUUUUCAUGAAUCAUUUAAUCACUUCCUGUCUUCGCCCUUGCCCCACAUCUUUUUUCUAUCCACCGCAUGUAUUUAUUACAUCUUUUCCAUUGAACUUUGCUUAAGUUUAUUUGUUUCUUAUAAAUCAGAUUUGAUUGUGAUUAUUGAAAAGGCUGGAACUCUUGUUCAAGCCUAUUGGGCUUCGUUCCCUCCAUGCACCAUAGAUGUUAAUGUGUGCUAAAUAAAUAAACUAAACUAAACUAAACUUGCUACAAACGUAUAACUUAAUGGCACUAAUUCUCCAUUCAAUAAAUGACAAACAUAUUUUGUGUCUGUGUCGCUCAAUCAUCUAUUCCUUCAUGGGAAUGCUUUUCUGACAUAUUGCCUCCCCUAGAUUCCAGGCCAAGUAUUUGUGAAGGAAGUUUACAACCUUCCAGUUAAAUGUCUACACAUUAACAGUUAAAGAACUACACAUUAGCACAUUAAGAGGUAAAGACGUGCACAUUGUCUACAAAACACAUUAACAGUAAAGAUUUACGUGUCUUACACAUCAACAGUAAAAUAGUCCAGUUGGAGAAGUCCUAUUACUCCAAUGACAUCACUUGAAUUCCCUAAGCUAGCCAUUAAAGAAACUCCAGUGAUACUCAUUGUCUGAAAACUAGUAAGAGGAAAAAUAUAUAUGCAGCAUAUUGUAUCACUUGUAUACACACAAACACAUACACACACGU